Molecule: messenger RNA, 403 nt
Organism: Ochlerotatus camptorhynchus
Lineage: Eukaryota; Metazoa; Arthropoda; Insecta; Diptera; Culicidae
Product: cytochrome c oxidase subunit 6C-like
Exons: 3
Coding region: 99-335 (78 amino acids)
Source: RefSeq, a predicted model, not a curated record
UUCCCUGUCCUUCACGUUUGACAAAUCUGUUUCUGCUGCUGAGAUCUUUUGAGGGUACUUUUCGGAACAUUUUCAAUCGAGAAAACCACAUUGAAAAAAUGUCGGAAGUCACUGCAAAGAUCCCCAAGCCAGUUCUGCGUGGACUGCACAACGCUUCCAUCAAGCGUAAUCUGGUUGUGUCCAGUGUCCUGUGCGUCAUUAGCGCAAUUGCCUUCAAGUUGAUGUACGUCGACCCGAAGAAGCAAGCCUAUGCCGAUUUCUACAAGACCUACGAUGCCAACAAGGCUUUCGAGCGCAUGAAGAACGCUGGUCUGUUGCAAGCCGUGAAGGACUAAAUUAUUAUUCCGGGUCUAUCAAUAAGAAUAGUUUUUCGCCUCUUCAUGUUUACAAGUGAUAAAUAAAA